This is a messenger RNA of Daphnia pulex (common water flea), 2894 nucleotides long. Its product is annotated as alpha-(1,3)-fucosyltransferase C-like. The transcript is spliced from 2 exons. Lineage: Eukaryota; Metazoa; Arthropoda; Branchiopoda; Diplostraca; Daphniidae. The coding region runs from base 487 to 1977 and encodes 496 amino acids. Gene Ontology annotation, cellular component: membrane. The record is from RefSeq and is a predicted model, not a curated record. Gene Ontology annotation, molecular function: alpha-(1->3)-fucosyltransferase activity.
UGACUUUAAGUGUUUCUCCAUUCGGUUUAAAUCGACCUAAGAAAAUAGUGUCGCCAGUCGCCCGCAACAGGUAAUACAUACCGUACGUCGUAUAAUAGUAAAAUCAACAAAAGUAAAUGCCUUAUUAGUGUCGUCAACAAGUUCCUUUCAGCGCAAGUUAUUGUGGGUUGAUUCGACACAAAAGCCACGCAUCAAUUUUCGCUUCUUCUUAAUUCUCCCCGUGAAUAGAAUCAACGACAUCCGCAAUUGACGUACGGCUGGAUGCUAUAUAAUUUCAACUGAUUACCUGUUGCUGCUGCUGAUCAUCACGACUCCUUUUCACCGUCUUCCCUUGAAAAUCUAAAUUUACAAAUCUGAUAUCUCUAACGUACGUCUCCGCAUUUGUCACAAAUUGAUACACUCCGGCUCAAGGCAAAUUUGAACUCCGCCGCUCUCGAUUAUACCCCCGUCCGCCGUCCGCCGACUUGAAAUUGAUCGACAUUUCCCAUGUUGGCAGACAUUCAGCUUCCGAUUGAGAGACUCUCAGGUCGAGUCUACAAGUCCGUCAAGAUCCCCCUAAGAAAACUCGUCAACUUGUUCAAGAUGCCACCAAGAACACCACCGCCUCAUCGACGUUUCCGUGUCCCAGCACCUGGAAAUCAUCCGCCUCGCCCGAGACCCAACGGCUACCCUCCGCUGGUGGUCACGCUCAUUUUCUUCGUCGUUUUCAGUUACGUCGCCGUCAUGGUGGCCUCGCCCAGUCCGUACAGGCACUGCCCGACCAGCGACGAGAUGAACCACUGCUUCACUCGUCUCCCGAAAAAUUCCAAGUUCGUCAAGCAGGUCUGCAAAGGCCUGGAAGCUGCCAGGACCAACCCCAUCGCCUUGGAGGUGUCUAACAAGACGUCAAAGUCGACUGCUACUGUCGAAACAACUGGGAAACCCAAGCAAAUUUUAUUAUGGACAACUUUCUUCCGCUGGGACGAUUUCCGCUUCGGUUUGGGUCGUGAGCCGUUCAUGGCCGCCGGCUGUCGCUACACCAACUGCCUGACGACGACCGACAAGAGUCUGGCCAACGACAGUGACGCCCUCAUCUUCCACCCCAACGAUUUCGACGUCGACAAUUUGCCCCGGCACCGUCUGGCCGCCCAGCGCUACGUUUUCCUCUACUACGAAGCGAUGGCCAGCGAACGGGAGCGGCUGUCCGUCUUCACCGAGCCGCUGAAAAAUUACUUUAACUGGACCAUGACCCACCGUCGCGAUUCCGACAUUUUUUCCAGCCAUCCGUACGGCAGCCUCCGCCGCAAAUCGACUUCCGUCGUGUCCAACGUUCUGCCCCGGCCGCUGCCGGAAGGUGAGAUUCCGCCGGAUCCCAUUAAAAUGUUCGACACCUUUUUGCAUCCCAAGGUGCUGGGCAACAAGACCAAACUGGUGGCCUGGUUCAAUUCCAACUGCGACACUCUGGGCGGACGGGAGAAAUACUUCCGCGAAAUGGCCCAGUACACGCCGAUCGACACUUACGGCGCUUGCGGGCAUUUGAAAUGCGAUCCGGCCGAGGGGACCCACUGCGACAAGCUCCUGGGCAACUACAAGUUCUACAUCGCCGCCGAGAAUUCCCUGUGCGCCGAUUACGUCACCGAGAAAUUCUACCGCGCUCUGGAAGCCGACGUCGUCCCCAUCGUUUACGGCGGUGCGGAUUACUCCGCCUUCGCUCCGGCCCAUUCCUACAUCAACACGGCCGAUUUCGCCUCGCCAAAGGCCCUGGCCGAAUACCUCUACGUCCUGGACACUAAUCCUGGACUGUAUUCGAAAUAUUUCGACUGGAAAAAGGACUGGGAGGUCAUCCGCUUUCCGCCCAACGGCUGGUGCGACCUCUGCGAGAAGCUCAACCGCCCGGAAGAGCCGGCCAAGAGCUACGAAGAUAUCGGCACUUGGUUUUACGACAAGGUUCCUUGUCUUCCCGGCAGUUCACUUAAAAAUCUGUACGGGGAAAAGUAAAAACGAGAAAAUUAAUUCUAUUAUUCCAGUGAAUUUAAUCAAGAAUUUGCUGUAUUUAUUUAUUUAGUGCAUUUAAUGAGACAAAGAAUUGGCCUUCCAAUUCCGCUUUUAUUUUUCGUUUGGUUUCUUUGUUUUUCCUAAAUUACUGUCUCUCAUUCAAAAUUUAAUUCAUUCAUGUUUAAUUGUUUAUACAGUUUUUGUUAUUUUGGUAGAAGCGGGAUGGAGAUUAUGGGAAGGGGGUUAGGAGGUAGCAUAAUGGUUUAUUCAUUUAUUUGUAAUUCAUUUGUAUGUCCCAAAUAUUAAAACUUUUAUUUAAACUACGGGGUAAAUUGGAAUGAGUAGCGGACACGAAACAAAAAUUCGGCCGUUGAUUUCUCUAAAAUCUUUAACGCUACCGGUACUCAGUAACUUAAUAUAAAUAUUGGAAUGAUGUAGAAUUUUGCUGGCAAAAUUAUGAGGCCAGAUUUAGCUAGAAAAAAUAUUCUCUUAUUUUCAUACUUCUCUAUGCGUAACCUAAUGUAAGAAUAGGAGCUGGACAAGUUGUUUGCAACUGUUAUGGUAUUGGUUCAAUCGGAUUUUGCUGGAAGGAUAGCACUUGUGAUUUCUCGUGGCUUUCAUAACGCCUUUUUCUCUUGAACUGUUUUUUCCUCUAUUCAGCUAUUCCUUUUCUGACAUCUCUAUGUAUUCAACUUAAAUUAUGAGAGCUCGCCAAUUUUAUUGAUGUGUUGCUGGUAAAAUUAAAAUUGCUGAUGGACUUAGCGUCCGAGAUCAGAUUCUGCUGGAAGAGCGGACCAUUAAUUCCUCUUCUCUAUAGUUGGUAGUGCUAUUGAAUCAUUGUUGAUGUAUUUACCUUGACCUUUCACAUAUAUUCAAUGUCCUAUUAGAUUAUCGUCUAAAUAAAUGUUGAAGAAAACCCA